AUGCAGCACUUGCCCAUAGCAACCGUCGCAGGGGUUCAGUUUACCUUAGCAACUGUAGAGGGCGAACUAUUGGUGAUGGAAGAAGACAAGGGAAAAGAGAUCACACAAAAAGAAAAAGAACUCCUCUACAGCCGAGUCGAAGAACUAAGGUGUUCCAAUGCAGCCCUUCUGGCAGAGAAUGACAUGUUUGAACAGUUCAUCAGCCGCCUGGAUCCACAGGACCUGGUGUCUCAGGCUGGGGGAGAAGGUCUUGGGGCAGCAGGAGCCUCCCAGCUGGAGGGUGGGGGCCAUGGAUGGAGGCGGCGGUCCCGGUCCUACAUAUCAGAUAGACUCCAGCAGCUGACCUUGGAACAGAAACUUUAUGUGGCACAGAGGGAAGUAACAAAUACGGCACAAGACCACGAGAAGCUCAAACAGAGAUAUGAGAGAAUCCAGGACAACUACAAGGCCUCUCUGAAAGAGACAGAAUUGCGUCUAGCAGGAAUCAGGAAGGCCAAGAAAGAGUUUGAACGCAGACUGCUCAAACCUAUGAAGGACAACAGAUUGGAAAUGAAGGAGCCAGAGAAGGUGCUCCAGUACUUUGAAGACAAAUUAAAGGUCACUCAGUUGGAGAAGUUAAAUCUGAACAUCCAGACACUGAGGGUCCAGGAGAAAAAGCUCCAGCAGCAGCUUCAACAGAAAAAAGACAUGGGAAAAGCUGAGUACGAGGAAAUUUUCCAGGAGUACAAUGAGCUGAGAAUUGACCAAAAUCUGGAUGAACUUCAAGUCAACAGUUUGAAAGUACAACGUGUCCUCAGUUCACACAAGGAGAAGCUGCAGAAUGUGACAUGGGAGUCUACAGAGUUGAGCAAUGACAUCACCAGCAGGAAGCAGAUGCUUGCAAAAAUUGAAGAGGAGAUCCAGCAUAAUGAGAAGGAACGUUUAAAGGCAGAGGCCCUCAACCAACACCUGCGCUGCCAGAUGUCAGAUUAUCAGGCUCCUGAUAUCACUGAGUACAUGCAUGUCAAGGACAAACACAAAAAGCUGCAACAGAGCAUUCACACUUGGGAGAGGAAAGUUGGGAUUGCUGAGAUGGCCUUGAAGACCCACACUAAAGCCUGGAGCAAACAGAGAGCCACUCUUACUCCUGCAAACAGUGCUGUGGCUGGAGCGAGGUCUGGGGAACACCAAAUCCCAGUUAAGCUCCCAUACAUAGCAGAACACAACACAUAAAGAAGCACAAGGCCUACAGGAUUCAUUAAAGAAUGAAUGGGCGGAGGAUGGAGACGGUGCGACAGUUGCAAAUGCCCUGUUUCACAUUAUUACAGUUAUUCAACAUUUGAUGAUUUAUCAUAACAAUUUGAUAUUUCAAGAUUUUUACCAUGCAUCAUGAUAAAUGUAAAAGCUCCAUCAAACCCAUAAUACAUUAAAUAAUAAAAAUAA
Seriola aureovittata is the source of this 1422-nucleotide messenger RNA. RefSeq names its product coiled-coil domain containing 113 (gene cfap263). Bases 1 to 1212 code for a protein of 403 amino acids. Gene Ontology annotation, biological process: cilium assembly. The transcript is spliced from 9 exons. The record is from RefSeq and is a predicted model, not a curated record. Gene Ontology annotation, cellular component: axoneme; ciliary basal body. NCBI's taxonomy places the organism in Eukaryota, Metazoa, Chordata, Actinopteri, Carangiformes, Carangidae.